CGUUUUCAUAAGUAAUGAAAACUCUUCUUCUGUUUGUCGUAUUCCUUGGAAUAAGAGCAGUAAGGAGGAAAGAUGAAGAACAAUUUUAAGCAAAUUAAGAAAUUAUGCAUAAUGAUCCCAGUUUUGAUGAUCUGGAGGAAAUAUCAGAAAAUCCAUUGGGAGCUAAGGUUUUACAAACAGUAGCUCUGUAAAUUAAAAGUGGAGAAGGCAUUGACAGCAUAGUUUCCUUAUUGACAAAUUUGAAGGGUGAUCUCGAAGUAGAUAAUGAUUUUAUAAAAGGGAAAAUAAAUCUAAUAAGAUGGGUCAAAUGCAGCCAUCUAAUCAUAAUGUAAAUCAGACAUGGACAGUUAUAGUUAACGAGUUUAAUUGGCAGUAAAUGAAAUUAAUGAUGUUGAAUUUAAAGUUGGAAGAUUAGAGUCAGAUAUUGAAGAUUAUACCAGUGAAUUAGAUCUUAAACAAUCCUAAAUAGAUGUAAAAGUGUUCGAAGAUUAUUUAAUAGACUUUUUAAAGUUCAGAGAAUUCUUUGAGAGAUUUAAGGUUGAAACAAUCAGCAAAUUAUAACAAAAGAUUAGGUUAACUAAAAGAAAUGAUAAAUGCAUUUUAAGUUAUGCUACCAAAGAUGCAUGAAUUGUAUGAUUAAGUUUCAUAGAGGGAUGCAGAAGUACAAAUUAAUAUAUUAUUCAUUAAGUCUUUUGUGUAAGAAGAAGCCUUUGCUACUUCUUUUGUGCAAUUAGCAAAUAGUGGACCAUCUAAUCCAAUCUUAGCUUUAGUUUAGGUUACCUCAAUGAUGGAUUCAAGAUCAAUUCAAACUAUAAUAGAAAAAAUGGAAGUCGUCCGAGAUUCCUUAAUAACUUCAGUGGAUGAAGAGACUGCUUUGGAAGAACAAGCCAUUAGAGUAAUCAUUUUCAGUUAAAUAUUAGGAUAAUGAUGUUACUCUUAAUGAAAUAUUUAAUGCUAUGCAGGCUUUGACUAGAGAAAAAGCAGCAGACGAUGAGUCUUUGUAGGAUACUAUAAGGACUAGAGAUCAAUAAUAGAAAAGAGGAAGCGAUGCUUAGGCUGAAUUUGUAGCAUCAAAGACAGGAAUGAAGUAAAGAAGAGGACAAUGUUAAGAAUUAUUAGUCUAAUAUUAAUAAAAUACCAUCUAAAGAAGUAGGGAAAUAGAGAUCAUUAAAAAGGUGUAGAUUAUUAUUUAGACUAAAUUAAACGUUGUGAAGUCAUUCAUCCAAGAACAAUAGAUUUCUUGA
Paramecium octaurelia is the source of this 1244-nucleotide messenger RNA. NCBI's taxonomy places the organism in Eukaryota, Ciliophora, Oligohymenophorea, Peniculida, Parameciidae. The record is from the annotation of a GenBank genome assembly.